AUGUCGAAUAUGACCAAACAAUCGCCAGAAAUCUCGAUUUUGUCUCUCCCUCACGAUUUGCUACUGAAUUGCUUAGCACGCAUCUCUAGACUGUACUAUCCAACUCUCUCACUCGUCUCCAAAAAUUUCAGAGCUGUCGUUGCCUCGCUGGAGCUUUACCAGACCCGCUCUCGCUUAAACCUAACCGAGAGUUGCCUCUAUCUGUGCUUACGCUACCAUCUGGAUCGCCUUCGUGACCCUACCACAAAUUGGUUCGCUCUCUGCAAAAAACCAAACCAAAACCUAACCGACCGGUCAAGUGGCUUCCUUUUCAUCCCAAUCACUUCUCCCUAUUUGCGUCAUGAACGAUCUCUGAGUCUAACAUCUACCGAUGUUAGCCUCGUAGCCGUUGGGUCUAACAUCUACAGGAUCGGAGGGUACACGCCUUUUCCUACUUCUAAAGUCUCGGUCCUUGAUUGUCGGUUCAACACGUGGCACAGUGCUCCACCGAUGCGAGAGAAGAGGAGCUCCCCUGCAGCGAGCGUAGUUGAUGGGAAGAUAUACGUAGCAGGAGGGUUUGAAGAACUCAGUUCCGUGGAUUGGGUUGAAGUAUUUGAUCCAAAGACUCAAACUUGGGGAAAGGUGACCGAUCCUGCCUCUGAGAUACGUCCAUCAAGAGCUGAACUCGAAAGCUUUGAACUCGGAGGAAAAUUGUACGUAUUUGGUGAUAAGCGUGUGGUUUACGAUCCCAAGGAAGCUAGUUGGAACAUGAUAGAAUUGGAUAUGGAUAUAUAUAUGGAUAUGGAUGAGGAUAUAGCUAUGGCUAUGGAUAUGGAUGAGGCUAUGGAUAUGGAAAUGGAUAUGAAUCGUGUGGCUUCUGCAGUGUCCUAUUCUCACGGCGUGAUAGGAGAUGUCUUGUUUCUUUGGAAUAAAAGAGAGUUUAGAUGGUUUGACUUUAAGUCAAGCUCAUGGAAGAAAUUGAGAGGUGUUGAAGAUUUGCCUGAUUUUGGUGGAGAUUGUAAAAUGGUGGAUGUUGAUGGAAAGAUGGCUGUCUUGUGGGAGGUUUAUAGGCGUUUAGAUGAACAUAAUGAAGAGAUAUGUAUUUGGUGUGCUGAGAUUGGGAUUGAGAGGCGCGGAGAUGAGAUGUGGGGGAAGGUGGAGUGGUUUGAUGUCGUACUCACAACCCAUGAGCCAUGUACCUUGUCCGAUGCGGAUGUUAUUUCUGCUACUGUUUGAUUGAUAUGCUUGCUGAUGAGAACACUUGUGUUGGUAGUUUCGUUUUGUUUUUAAGUAUUUGCUUUCUUGAGGUAUCUCCCUUUGGUUUGAUAUUCAACUCUAAUGAAUUAUUGUUUCAUGUUUUUCGUUGAACAAGAUUUGCGUUUAUUUUCACAUGUAGUGUCUUGAUAAUUUAGCUUGCUAAAA
Raphanus sativus (radish) is the source of this 1401-nucleotide messenger RNA. RefSeq names its product F-box/kelch-repeat protein At4g39590. NCBI's taxonomy places the organism in Eukaryota, Viridiplantae, Streptophyta, Magnoliopsida, Brassicales, Brassicaceae. Bases 1 to 1215 code for a protein of 404 amino acids. Gene Ontology annotation, molecular function: protein binding. The transcript has 2 exons. The record is from RefSeq and is a predicted model, not a curated record.